Molecule: messenger RNA, 1374 nt
Organism: Capsella rubella
Lineage: Eukaryota; Viridiplantae; Streptophyta; Magnoliopsida; Brassicales; Brassicaceae
Product: GDP-fucose transporter 1
Exons: 1
Coding region: 149-1183 (344 amino acids)
Cellular component (GO): Golgi apparatus
Molecular function (GO): GDP-fucose transmembrane transporter activity; antiporter activity
Source: RefSeq, a predicted model, not a curated record
AGGAUUAACAGCCAAAUAAUUUGCCAUUCCCGUACGACACUGUGAAUGAUGAAGUCGUCGCCUUCCUCUUCUGUAUAAUCCGAUCCAGAUCUCAAAUCCUCUCUUCUUCUACCGAUCUGGAUCCCGAAAAAACACCAAAGAAGCAACAAUGUCUUCCUCUCGAUUCGAUUCAAGCAAACAAUACACGACGACGAGUCUCGUAAUCGGGUACGCACUCUGCUCCAGCCUCCUCGCCGUCAUCAACAAAUUCGCAAUCACAUACUUCAACUACCCUGGUCUUCUCACCGCACUCCAGUACCUUACCUGCACCGUCGCCGUCUGGCUUCUCGGCAAAUUAGGGUUUCUCCAUCACGAUCCUUUCACCUGGGAGACUGCUAAGAAGUUUCUCCCUGCUGCUAUCGUCUUCUACCUCGCCAUCUUCACAAACACCAACCUCCUCCGUCACGCUAAUGUCGACACCUUCAUUGUCUUCCGAUCUCUCACGCCUCUCUUAGUCGCCAUCGCCGACACUGUGUUUCGUGGUCAGCCUUUGCCUUCAAGGCUUACGUUCUUGUCUCUCAUCGUCAUCCUCGCUGGUGCUGUUGGGUAUGUUGCAACUGACUCGGCUUUUACUCUUACUGCCUAUUCAUGGGCUUUGGCUUAUCUUGUUACCAUUACUACUGAAAUGGUUUACAUUAAGCAUAUGGUGUCGCAUCUAGGAUUGAACAUUUGGGGAUACGUUCUCUAUAAUAAUCUCUUGUCGUUGAUGAUUGCUCCGAUCUUCUGGUUUCUCACUGGAGAACACACCGAGGUUUUCGCGGCCGUGAAUGAGAACAGGGGGAAUUUGUUUGAGCCUGUUGCGUUUUCCGCUGUGGCCUUGUCGUGUGUGUUUGGUUUCCUUAUUAGCUACUUUGGAUUUGCUGCUAGGAAUGCUAUCUCUGCCACUGCUUUUACAGUGACUGGUGUUGUUAACAAGUUCUUGACUGUUGUGAUCAAUGUUCUGAUUUGGGAUAAGCACGCCACUCCAGUUGGUUUGGUUUGUCUCCUUUUCACUAUCUGUGGAGGUGUUGGUUAUCAGCAGUCUGUCGCUUUGGAUAAACCCUUGUUGGACAGCGAGAAGGACAACAAGAAGGAUAGCGAGAAAGGCGAGGAGGAUGAAGAGUUGACGCCAUUGAAUCAGGGGAAACUAGCUUCUGUUGUAUAAGAGAGGUUUCAUUUGUUUUGCACCCUUUGCCAGGUGUGUAGCAAUUGAUUUCGGAAUCUGAAAUUCUUAGCAUUUUUACAUUUACAGAGGUUUCUAGUAAACUGGUUUCUGGCCUCUAUAGUAUUAAAUUUUGUAAACCCUGUUUCCCCCUUAUCUUCUUAUCCAUUUAUACAAAAUCAGUUUCUCUUCUC